This is a messenger RNA of Schistocerca gregaria, 1919 nucleotides long. RefSeq names its product ankyrin repeat domain-containing protein SOWAHA-like. Gene Ontology annotation, molecular function: protein binding. NCBI's taxonomy places the organism in Eukaryota, Metazoa, Arthropoda, Insecta, Orthoptera, Acrididae. The coding region runs from base 1 to 1191 and encodes 396 amino acids. The transcript has 10 exons. The record is from RefSeq and is a predicted model, not a curated record.
AUGACGAUUGUGGGCGGCCGGCGGCAGAGGCGAAACAACGGCGGGCGUGCGCGGUGCAGGCGCGCGUGCGUGAGGCGCGUGUCCCGGAGGCAGAGACGCCGCGUGCUGGGCGCUCACGUCGCCACGACGCACGUGGGCGCUGCCUGCCUACCUGCCUGCCUGUGUGCAGAAAGAAAGAAACCGGCGGCGCAUGUUGAGGCGGGCUGUGGCGGAUGCGGCAGCCGCGCCCAUUGUGGUGUGUGGCGCGUGCCACGUGCCCGCCGCGUGGCCUCGCCCCGCCAGCCUCCGGACCCACCGCCGCUCAUGCCCAGUCCCGCGGGCGGCGGCGGCGGCGGCCGUCACGCGCGCUGCCAGCCCGCCAUGCAUAUUUAUAAGGCGAACAGCGGCACGCGCUCUCCGGCCGCGCGCGCCCUGAAAUGUUUAGGGCCGAGUCGGAGGCACGGCCGGCCCCGGCGCGCGACGCCUAAACAAAAUUCGCUCCACACGGCGCUGCACUGGGGCGCCAAGCACGGAAACGCGCACAUCGUCAAGAUGAUGGCCGGUACUUACCACGCCGACGUCAACGCCAGAUCCAAAGAUAUUUUACUAAUAUAUAUCCUUAUUUUGUGCCGCACGUCUCGUCGGUCCGGCUUACUCAAACGGCAGAAUGGGGGCUACACUCCUCUACACCUAGCAACACAGUUUGGUUAUGAAGAAAUAGCAAACCUUCUGGUGAAUGCUUAUGGUGCUGACCAGAACCUACGUGACUACAGUGGGCGAAAAGCUCGCCAGUAUCAGGCAAGCCAGGACACAAGUGUGUCAGCCGACACAUUCCGCAAAAUCAAAGCAAGGAAAAAACAGGCAGAAAAGGACUUAGGAUUCUUGAGAAUUGGUUCACUGAAUGUGAGAGUGAAGAAAACAACUGAAGCAUUCAGCAACUUCUUAGGUGUAGGAAUAAACAGUGACAAAAUACAUAAAACCUGGGGCUCAGCUGAUAAUAUACAGCAGGUUGACCGUCGCCGAAUGCCACCACCAAAGGCAGCACCAUUGAAGAAACGUCGCUCUAGACACGGUGCUGCUGACUUUACUGGUAGCUACAGCACACCAAGUACACCUCCAAGUCAGUCUCGCACUGCAAACAGUGAGCCAGGGCAGGAUUCAGAUUCUGACUCGGCAUGUGGAUUCGGCAAUAAUUGGCAAGGCACUGUUUGAUUAAUGUGUUGUGAAUUUCAUCCAUGAGAGACUGUCUAGUGUUGGCUUGCUUGUUUUUGUGCCGUUCCAGUCCCAAAGUAUUUUUAAAACAUUUUAGUAUUGUGAAACCAGUUUCUAUAAUAUUGAUGUAGUGGUAUUCAGUUUGAUGUAUUGCUUUCUUUCCUUCAAGUUUUUCAUAUUUAUUAUAAAAUUCUGAGUAUUAUUUUUGUAUUUUUACAGAUAUGUUGUAUGUUUGAUAAAAGCUGUUAUCAGCCUACAGUAUUUUUACUUUUGUAGAAUAGUUUCUGUGUUAUCAGUUUUGCUUCAUUUCUUUGUAAAAUUGCCCUGAAUUUUGUCCUAAAUUCAGCAUUAAAGUUAAUUUAAUGUCAAUGUAAAUCAUUUUACUGCAGUGCUAUAAUUUAGUCUUAGAAGUAAUUGUCUCUGCAAGUUGUUUUCUUUGUGAUAUAUUGUCCUGAAGUAAACUUGUUCUCGUCAGCGUUCGAUUCUAGUUUUUAGAAACAUGUAGGAAAGAUAGAAAAGGAAAUAAACUGUUCAGUUCUUUUCGCAUUCAUGGUAAUUAAUAAUUAGAAUUUAUUUUUAUGUGAGAAAUGUUGUACAUUACUCAAUGAUUUAGUUGAUGCACAUGUGAAUCUCAAUACUUGUACUGUGUAGACUAUGACUGAUGGUUUACUGUAGAAAUUAAUGUAACUAUGUGAAUUAAAUAAAAUAAGUAUUUUUAACAACUUACA